AUGUCGGCCCGGACGCCAUUGCCGACCGUGAAUGAGCGGGACACGGAGAACCAUACGUCUGUGGAUGGAUAUACUGAACCCCAUAUCCAGCCGACCAAAUCAAGUAGCAGACAGAACAUCCCUCGGUGUAGAAACUCCAUUACGUCAGCAACAGACGAACAGCCUCACAUUGGAAAUUACCGUUUACAAAAAACAAUAGGGAAGGGAAAUUUUGCCAAAGUGAAAUUGGCAAGACAUGUUCUAACUAGUAGAGAGGUUGCUGUGAAAAUAAUAGACAAAACUCAGCUAAACCCUACCAGUCUACAAAAGGUAUUUAAUUAUUUUAAUAAGUUCACGGUGAAGGUAAAGAAGGCCUUCUGCCCCUCGUCAAACCCAAAUCAGAGCAAACCUGGAAGAGCUCUCCUGGGGGGAACAAGCUUGACUACAGCCUUUGUCAAGCUCCCCGUGGCCACAGAGUUGUUCCCCAUCUGCCUCAAGAUCGAGGAAGUAGUGAAGAAGUCCUGUGACACUGAUGAGUCCAAGGGCAGCAUGGUGAGCAGGGCUGGUAGAGAGAGGAUGAUAGGUGUUCGGCCCCUGGCUGUGCUGCUUUGA
Molecule: messenger RNA, 591 nt
Organism: Lipotes vexillifer (Yangtze River dolphin)
Lineage: Eukaryota; Metazoa; Chordata; Mammalia; Artiodactyla; Lipotidae
Product: serine/threonine-protein kinase MARK1-like
Exons: 5
Coding region: 1-591 (196 amino acids)
Biological process (GO): intracellular signal transduction
Cellular component (GO): cytoplasm
Molecular function (GO): ATP binding; protein serine/threonine kinase activity
Source: RefSeq, a predicted model, not a curated record